Parastagonospora nodorum SN15 is the source of this 1004-nucleotide messenger RNA. RefSeq lists its product as hypothetical. Lineage: Eukaryota; Fungi; Ascomycota; Dothideomycetes; Pleosporales; Phaeosphaeriaceae. Bases 431 to 874 code for a protein of 147 amino acids. Gene Ontology annotation, molecular function: metal ion binding; superoxide dismutase activity. The record is from RefSeq and is a predicted model, not a curated record. The transcript has 3 exons. Gene Ontology annotation, biological process: superoxide metabolic process. Gene Ontology annotation, cellular component: mitochondrion.
GCACUUUAAUGAGCCAUUUCCCAAUUGGGCAUUGUACUGAAAGAGCACCCUGUUGGUAUCGACACGCCAUCCUGACAAAGCUGCCGGAAAACAGUGGAUAACUUUUGCGCGGCGAUCAAGAUGGUGUCUCACUUGAGCUUGUCGCUCUGUCUAUCUACUCUCAUCUUUAUCGUACCUGGUAUAUUCGCAACAGACCAACAGCCAUUUGAAUUCGGAGCAAUGUCUACACCUCAGUACACACUACCACCCCUCCCGUACUCAUACGAUGCGUUGGAACCCCACAUCUCAGCCCAAAUCAUGGAGCUCCAUCAUAGCAAGCAUCACCAGACGUACAUCACGAAUCUAAAUGGCUUGUUGAAGACACAAGCCGAGGCGGUACACACCAGUGAUAUCACGUCGCAAGUGUCUCUACAACAGGGCAUCAAGUUCAAUGCUGGCGGCCACAUCAGACCACUCCUUGUUCUGGUCAAAUCUCGCGCCCGCAGACUCAGCGGAAGCAAAGAGUAGUGCAGCUCCCGAACUGAUCAAACAAAUCAAGUCUAUUUGGGGCGACGAGGAGAAGUUCAAAGAAGCAUUCAAUACGGCACUGUUGGGCAUUCAAGGCAGCGGAUGGGGCUGGUUGAUUAAAGUUGACACCGGCAACCAACAACGCCUUGCGAUCGUCACCACCAAGGACCAAGAUCCAGUUGUGGGCAAAGGCGAGACUCCGAUCUUUGGAGUUGAUAUGUGGGAACAUGCCUACUACUUACAGUAUCAGAACGGCAAAGCUGCAUACGUCAAGAACAUCUGGAAUGUCAUCAACUGGAAGACCGCGGAAGAGAGGUUCUUGGGCUCGCGUGCUGAUGCGUUCAAGGUCCUCAAGGCGUCUAUUUGAGCUGUCAAACCUGUCAGAGUGUCAUCUGUCAUCUGAUGUUCUGGAGUACCGUGGUGGCAUUCAGUACGCACUAGUUCAGCCAAUCAGGUACCCACAUGAAACAUGCUCAAAGACACUCAUUAGGACUCAA